Molecule: messenger RNA, 3457 nt
Organism: Megalops cyprinoides (Indo-Pacific tarpon)
Lineage: Eukaryota; Metazoa; Chordata; Actinopteri; Elopiformes; Megalopidae
Product: kelch repeat and BTB domain-containing protein 11-like
Exons: 2
Coding region: 1102-3381 (759 amino acids)
Molecular function (GO): protein binding
Source: RefSeq, a predicted model, not a curated record
CUACUGUAAAACCAAAAUAUUAUCCGCGAACUGAGUUUAGGAUUGCCCGGGAUGCGCUUCCCUUUAACGCGCGGAACCACGCAACAUUUGAAGCACAUCACUGGAGUCGCCUCCGCGCCGACAGGAAAAACUGCCGCGAUCAGCGCUGUAUUAAUUAUGGACCGAGUCUGCGGUUCCUCAACGCCAAUUUGUGAACUGGUGUGGUUUUAUGAUUUACCGUGACGUGGACGUAAUAUCGAGAAGCCUAAUCUGAAAUUUACCUUAAAUCUGCUCUUUGUCGUCGUUCUGAGAUGGCAAUGGAAUUAUACUUCGAGGUAUUAACUAGGCACAGUGCUUCAGUAGGCUUAAUUUCGGUUAUAGUUCCAAGCUUUUUGCGUACAUUCGACGCGGAAAGAGAUAGACCAUAUGUGUGUUGAUUAAAGUAAACAGGAAUGACAAUUUUCUGACUGCUUUGCGACCUCUUCGAUCAGUGGAACUGCAACCAUCUGCACGUCUCACCUUACAUAACUCCGCAUUUUGGGGGUAUACCAUGAUGGCUCGAGCCAAGAUGUGUGCCGGCAAUUGAACGAUUACAGAAGGCAGUCGCUGGGCUCGGAGCAUCUGUGAGAAGAGACUGAAGGAUUAUCUGCCCUGAUUCCAUCGCCUGCACAAAGACUGUGUUCAAUCACCCUUACUCACUUCCACGCGAUAUCCUUUAAUUGUCCUGUCGUCUUCCAGCCUGGCCUUUCUAUGCUGAAAUAGACCACAAGCAAGCGAGUACAUGUACAUUUAGUAAUUUAGCAGAGCAGAGGUUACUGCUUUUGACGUCUGCGCCUAAGUCAAACAGUUGGUAGUGUUUCGGCCGUCUUUCUUAUUAAAUGGGAAACUUUCCGCAAGGUUGACUUUGAAAGACUGAAAUGCAUUGUGGGGAAACGUGCAUGUGCUUCAAAGAACAAACAAACAAACAAAAUAAUUUCUGAAAUUAACAUUAUUAAUCUGAAAUGAGUCGCAAAUCAAUGGAUGAAUAAAGCCAAUGUGUAAAUAUAUCGCAUCGAAAACCAUGAAGCUAGUUAAUAACCUUUUUGUAUAAUUAUUUACUUGUUUUUGUUUUUACGUUUUAAAAUGCAACAGCAUUGUGCUGCCCCUGCCACAAGUCUAAUUCUGAAUUUAAGUAAAGGAACGAUGAAUGAUGGAACUCCGUGGGUUACCGAGGUGAUGAAUGAUUUAACUCCGUGCGUGCCGGAGCUGACGGCUGAGGCGGACUUUGGUUGCCCUUCCACUGACACUCCCUCUCGAGGGCUUGAUCAUUUGAGCAAAACUGCUUUGCUAAAGCAGAAUUGUGCUGUAACUGUGCCAGACGUGGGAAAUUCGCCAGAAAAUCAGGACGACUGUCAGCAAAGAGGCAGAGUCAAACAGGCAGGCGAGACAGAAUAUGCGGUGCACAAUCAUUUCGAAACCGCUGGCUGUCCAAGUGGAGAGAGGAAUACAGCAAUCGGCAACACAGAUCAAAUCCGUAUAUCAUCAGAUAUAUGUGUUCAUAAAAAUGCACAACAGCCGAGUACUUUCCAGUUGCUUACGUUUGACCCGACCAGAGAACUAAGUAACUCAAUUAGCCGUAAUAGAGUGACGAAGCAGCCUAACGGCGCGCAGGGGAACGUGCCGUGCAGUCCGGGUUCAUCCCACUGCGUCUCUGGCGAAUCCAAAGACGAACGGCAACCGGAAAGCGCCUUUUCCGUCUAUAAAAACAGCCAAAUAGUGAGGAGUCAGUGUCAGGUUAACACUGCCUCUUCCGUGUCGGAGGAGGAGGGGACCGCUGCGCCUGACACUUAUUGUAUCUCCGCGGGACUGCGGCCAACACAUGAGCGCGGUCAUUUAGCCAGCUCGGGACACGCAUCCAUUCAGAGGGAGCACAACGGAAACAAAGCACCAGGAAACUCUGGAUUCCAGUCGGCUCGGGGACGCCAUGAAAGUGAAAACGGGCUCAGGACCAUCGCUUCUGUAAAAGCCGAGCCGGAUUUGGUGAUUGAAGUGUCUGGAAAGAACAUCCGAGCGCAUAAAUCGGUUUUGGCGGAGAAAAGUGACUAUUUCAAGGCGCGACAGUCCAGAGAAAUUCUAAAGGUAAAAGGGGUGAGUUACAACACUUUAACGAUUUUGGUCGAUUAUAUUUAUUCGUCCCGAAUGCAGGUGAAUAAGCAGAAUGUUGUAGAGGUCAUCACCGGGGCUAAAAUUUUACAAAUCCCGUGCGCGGUGGAAGCCGCUAUGGAUACAGUGUCGACUCAGAUCACCGCCGAGAACUGCUAUGAGAUUUUGACUAUAGCCAAAAAGCAGAGGUUAAGCGAACUGAAAGAGACAGCCUACAAAUUCAUGAGCGAUAACUUCUUGCAGAUAUUGCGUGAUCCCGCUGUAUAUGGGCGUUUGACUGGAGCGGAGAGAGAUCUGAUUCUGAAGCGCCGAAUGGAAGGACAGAGGUGUUUAAUGGUGGCGGAAAUACACGACGUUAAUGUCCGCGUCGGGAGCAGACCCCCGAGCCGAGACAGCAGCCGCCCGCAGAGCCCCCUGUCCUUCGUUUCCAUCGAGGAGAACCAUAUGAUCUAUUAUUACAACGAGGCGAAAAAGGAGUGGAAAUCUCUGACAAAGAUGCCGGACGAGAUAAACACGAAGGGCUGUGGGAUUUGCACCAUGUACAAUUACCUGUUCGUGGCAGGUGGAAUAAAAGGUUAUGGCGACAAAAGUAAGCUUUCAGAUAAGGUGUUCUGCUAUAACCCUCUCACGGACCACUGGAGCGAAAUCCGCCCCCUGAACCAGCCCCGGUCCCAGCUGAAGCUGGUGUCUAUGGACGGCUACCUGUACGCGAUCGGUGGGGAGUGUCUGUUUACGGUGGAGAAAUACGACCCUCGGAUGGACAGAUGGACCCCCGUGGCCCCUCUGCCGAAGGGGGCGUUUGCUGUUGCCCACGAAGCCACAAUAUGCAACGGAGAGUUAUACGUGUCCGGUGGCUCUCUGUUCUACCGCCUUCUCAAAUACGACCCCAAGAGGGACGAGUGGCAAGAAUGUCCUUACAACAACAGUAGAAAGAAAUCCACAGACAUGGUGGCGUUUAAAAAUUUCAUCUAUAGGUUUGACGUUAACCGUGACCAGGGUGUCAGUGUGUUUAAAUAUAACACGGUUGUGAAAAUGUGGCACGAUAGCGCGUCCUUGCAGCAGACUAACCCUUUACCUUUCAGAUGCGCCGUCAUCGGCAAUUGCAUUUACUGUGUGAACAAAAUCCAGACGCUGCAGUUCAUUGUGGAGGAGGAAAACGAACGAUUUGGACCGGAACCAAUGAAAGCCCCGGUCGAAGCUAAAGGCGUUCUCUUCCCCUUCGUACUGAGCCUGGUCGAGAGGGCUGAGACCAGCGCAUAAAGAGCGUUUGAGACCGCACAUCAUCCAAACAUUCCUGCGGAGUCUAAUGGGGACUUGAGUAGAAUAAAACAAAUGC